Numida meleagris (helmeted guineafowl) is the source of this 4082-nucleotide messenger RNA. Its product is annotated as solute carrier family 22 member 2-like. The coding region runs from base 585 to 2249 and encodes 554 amino acids. Gene Ontology annotation, cellular component: membrane. Gene Ontology annotation, biological process: transmembrane transport. NCBI's taxonomy places the organism in Eukaryota, Metazoa, Chordata, Aves, Galliformes, Numididae. The record is from RefSeq and is a predicted model, not a curated record. The transcript is spliced from 11 exons.
GCCAAGCUCUUUUCAGUGGUGGUCAGCUAUAGUACAAGGGGCAGUGGGCACAAACUAAAAUGUAAGAAGAUCCAUACCACCAUGAGGAAAAUUUUCCUUAGUUUGAGGGAUACAGAGCACUGGAAUGAGCUGCCCAGAGAGGUUGUGGAAUCUCUUUGUCUGAAGAUACUCAAAACACUCCUGGAUGCUUUCCUAUACUACUAACCUACUGUAGGAAACCUGCUUUAGCAUAGGGAUUGGACUAGAUGAUCUCCAGAGGUCCCUUCCAACCCCUAUGAUUCUGUAAUUCUGUGAUUCUGUGACUUGAAAUGGCCAUAAUCUAGGACAAGAACUCACCUAUUUCAAUGUUGUCAUAUACAAAACAAAAUAGCAGUAAAGACCAAAACAUGAGAACCAAAGUUUGUUUAGAAAGGGCCCUUGAGAAAUAAAGGUUGCAAUGCAUGGCUUGACAAUUGACCACAUUCUGUAAUUAUUUGUCAACAGGUUUUAAAUAAACAUCUCAGCUGUGAUAUAAGAUCGCAGUGAAGGUAAAAGCCGUGAAAAGCAACAGAGUUAGAUAUUUUAAUAAGCAGCAACAGAGAAAGAUGCCAACCCUGGAUGACAUUUUAGAGCACAUCGGAGAAUUUGACAGGUUCCAGAAACAAACCUUCUUUGUCCUGUGUUUGCUUUCUGCUGCCUUCACUCCGGUCUAUGUGGGUGUCGUCUUCUUCGGGUUCACCCCUGAGCACCGCUGCUUCAGCCCUGGCGUGGUGGAGCUGAGUCAGCGCUGCGGCUGGAGCCUGGCGGAGCAGCUGAACCACACCGUUCCCGAGUGGGGCAGCCAUGGGGCCGCCUUCGGCAGCCGCUGCAGCAGGUACGAGGUGUACUGGAAUGCAACGGGUGUCAGCUGCACCGACCCCCUCGGCAGCCUUGUGGGCAACCGGAGCUCCGUCCCCCUCGGCCCCUGCCGAGAUGGGUGGGUCUACGACUACCCUGGGACCUCCAUAGUGACUGAGUUUAACCUGGUGUGCAAGGACUCCUGGAAGCUGGACCUCUUUCAGUCAUCUGUGAAUGUUGGGUUCUUUAUUGGCUCCAUGAUCAUUGGCUACAUAGCAGAUAGGUUUGGCCGCAAGCUCUGCCUCUUGAUCACAAUCCUCAUCAAUUCUGUCUCAGGGGUUCUCGUGGCCUUCGCACCCAGCUACAUGUGGACAGUGAUCUUUCGGUUGAUCCAGGGGCUGGUUAGCAAGGGAGGCUGGCUGACAGGCUACGUCCUGACUGCAGAAUUUGUUGGUUUAAGCUUCCGGAGGACAGUGGGCAUCAUCUACCAGCUUGCCUUCACUGUGGGACUCCUCAUCCUCACUGCCGUGGCUUACGUGCUCCCACACUGGAGGUGGCUUCAGCUUGCUGUCACCCUGCCCAAUUUUUUCUUCCUACUCUACCAUUGGUGUCUGCCUGAGUCCCCCAGGUGGCUAAUAACUCAGAAGCAAAAUGACAAAGCUAUGGAAGUUAUUAAGCGCAUUGCCAAGGGAAACAAGAAGCAGCUACCUCCCUCCUUCCAGAACGUCAAAUCUGAAGAUGAAGAUGGAGAAAAGCUGAAACCUUCAUAUCUAGACCUGGUCAGGACACCUCAGAUAAGAAAGCACACGUUCAUUUUGAUGUACAGUUGGUUCACAAGCUCUGUCCUCUACCAAGGGCUCAUCAUGCACAUGGGACUAGCUAGUGGGAACAUUUACCUGGAUUUCCUCUAUUCCGCUCUUGUUGAGUUCCCAGCCGCCUUCAUCCUCUUGUUAACAGUGGAUCGCAUUGGCCGUCGCUACCCAUGGGCUGUGGCAAAUGUGAUGGCGGGUGGUGCCUGCCUUGUUACGGCAUUGGUCCCAGACACUUUUUAUUGGCUUAAAAUGACUGCAGCAUGCCUGGGCAGGAUGGGAAUUACCAUGUGCUAUGAAAUGGUUUGUUUGGUAAAUCCUGAGCUGUAUCCAACUUCUCUCAGGAACCUGGGGGUGCUGAUCUGCUCGUCCAUGUGUGACCUUGGUGGGAUCAUGACCCCCUUCAUUGUGUACAGACUAGCGGCGCUCUGGCACGAGCUGCCCCUGGUUGUCUUUGCCGGGAUUGCUUUUGUCGAUGGUGGCCUAGUCUUGCUCCUACCCGAGACAAAGGGAAAAACUCUGCCCGAGACCAUUGAAGAUGCUGAAAACAUGCACAGACAAGAGAGAAGCAAAGAAAAUACAAUUUAUCUUCAAAUUCUGACUUCAGAAGCUGCACUGAAGUAAGGCCCCACUUUGCUCCAGACCUGCUUUUACUGGGCAGUGGGGCCAGCAGAACAGCCCCCACCCAGCGCUGAGGAAAGAGUCCUGCAGACACAGACAGCCCUUCUCCAGCUUGCUCUCCUACUGCCAUCGGCCACAGCCACGCUAGAUGACUCUGUGGAUUUCCACUUACGGCUCUCACAGACCCUCUUCCACUGAAUUUCUCUAUUUGUCUUCCGAGUACCUUCAUACUUCCAGUGUCCCCAGGCAUCUGACAGCAGCAACUCUUGCAGCCAAGGCAGAACACUCAUGAAGGAAUGCUUUCUUCUCACUUGGCAGCUCAUUUCCAUAGGAAGCAGGAGUGUAUUUGUACUCUCAACCCACCUCCACACUGUACCUGAUUUUACAUGAAAGAAAGCACGUAGAUAGUGACCAAUUUAGUGUCACAACUGCUCCUACACCCCUGAAAAAUCUCAGUACCUGAUGCUGAGCAGGCUCAGCUCCUGCCACCCUAUAGUGAGUACCUCUGCAGAGCAUGCUCAGGGAGCCUAUGAGUAUCCACAAGAACCUCCCACUUAGUUCUCCAGAAAAAGAGGAGUAAAGUAAGUGGGGGAAAAAAUGAAAAUCUAAUUCCAGACCAGCUUUUAAGCUUUGGCAUCCCAGAAUGUGACUGGCUACGAGACAAGCUGGAAAAUGAAAAGGAAGGUAAAAAGGAGCUGCAGACAGCUGAGCCUCAGGACACGAGGUGCCAAGUGCUACUGCCCUAUCUUGAUGGAUUGGUAAUGGCGCAAGGAGAGAAGGCCUCAUCACAGACACACACUGGGAGCAGCACAAGCAAUAAUACAACACAGCACUCUGUACAAUAAAGUGAAUUCCUGUUUUAAUAUGCACUGCUUUCCUAACGCUGUGGUUUGGGCUUUUUGCAUGGCCAAGCUCCAAAAUAUCUAUAAGUGAUAUGAAUUAAGGGAAAAGAUGAGCCGCAGAUGAUCUAGCUUUCUAGGUAGACCUCUAUUUAUAGCAUGCUGAAAAAUCACCACUGUAGGGCUUUUUAAGGUUGGAAGUCCUCUCCAUAGCCCAUGGGAAUCUCAUAAAGUGGUUCACAUCACAUUUAGCAGCUUGCAUGUAUGUAGAACAUUUUGUUUUGUUUCCUCACCAGUCCCACUUCUUGCCUCCCCUCACCCUAUUUUUUGUACAAAGUUUUUGACGGGUUUCAAAUCAAUAUACCACAAUAAAAAUAACAGUUUUGACAGAUCUCUUUUGGUAUGGAACUGAGACCUCUUGCCAAUCACAGCAGGUAGACAGCUUCACUGCAUCCCCACUGUCCCUCAACCAAACUCAAGGCCAAAUUGCUCUUUGCUGACCCUGCACCAAAUGUUAGUCCUGCAGCUGCCCAGGCCAGUGUCAUCUGAGGGCCCUGCUUAGCAAGACAACAUGCUUCCCUGCUUUCAUGGCCCUCACAGCAAGACUGAACAUUAACUGCUGCUCAAGUCAGGUGAAAGCAAGGGCAAAGUUACCACACUGACAACCAGGAAGUAGUCUUGGGGCAAUUGGACACUGCCUGUGAGUCCAGCAACAUUUUUGCUCACCUGGGAGCUCUCCCUCCACUGAUGACCAUUAAGUGGCAGCAGUAUCCUUACCAGAAACCAGUGCUCCCCAACACUGCUAGGGAUCAGCAAGGCAGAAAGAGUGAAGGCAAACCACAAUACCUCAUGUCUGUUCUUCCCUGGAGCUGCAAGUGGGGUGGAAAAUGAAAAGCAGAAUCUAAUCAGGAGAGAUGAGCAAGGACUACAGUGUCACCACUGAGAGCAGAAAGGGGCACAAGGCACAAAGAAAGGCUGGAUGUGGUUGGAGACUCUG